AUAAUGUGUAAUUAAGUUUCCUUUCUUCACAUUAUAUCCUAUCCUAGCUGAUUUAUGCAUCUAAUAAUUCAAAGGUAUAUAAAUUUUGUAGGGAAUUAAGAGUGAGUGAUUACUUCAAUAAUUCAUAAUAAAAAUGAGUUGCAACGGUUGCCGUGUGUUGAGAAAAGGAUGCAGUGAGGAUUGCAUGCUGAGGGAUUGCCUAACAUGGAUACAAAAUCCACAAGCACAGGCUAACGCCACGGUGUUCGUCACCAAAUUCUUCGGCCGUGCAACCCUCUUGUCUUUCCUUUCCUCCGUUCUCCCCAACCAAAGACCCGCUAUGUUCCAGUCACUUAUGUAUGAAGCUGUGGGGAGGACUAUAAAUCCAGUGAAUGGAGCAGUGGGGAUGUUGUGUACUGGCAAGUGGCAAUUCUGUCAAUUAGGUGUGGAGCAAGUUUUGAGUGGUAGCGGUGGCGCGUUGACACCGCUGCCUGAUCUUCAUGAGAGUAGUGAAAAGGGAAGUAGUUCUGGUGGUGAUCAUCAACAACAGGUAAUGAUGGAAGAAACACAAUCAUCUAGGUUGAUGUCACAGUCAGAGAGGUGCCACCAAGCAAAAAAGCAACGUAUGGAGACACAGUCCGAAGAAUCAGAGGAGUCUUCUACGUUGGGAAGUAGAACAGAAACAACAGAUGAUUGUGUUUAUGUUUAUGCUAAUUCUCAAACUCAUCAAAGGAAGCAGCAGCAGCAGCUCCUUACACUAUUCUUAUAAUCUCUUUUUCUUUAUUGACAAUAUAACAGUAUCAUCUGUUAAAGAAUGGAUGCCCUCUUCGGUGUUGUUAGGAACAAACUUCUAGAUGAAUUUACGAACAAACUUUCAUCGUCAAGUUAAUAGUAUAAAAUAUUUUUCGACUUUUAAAUGUAAUGAAUCCAAGUUGGUAUGUCAAUCUAACCUGAACAAACAUCACAAUAAGACGAAAAAAAUUAAUUUUUGCCGCA
Messenger RNA from Trifolium pratense (red clover), 975 nucleotides. RefSeq names its product LOB domain-containing protein 37-like. Lineage: Eukaryota; Viridiplantae; Streptophyta; Magnoliopsida; Fabales; Fabaceae. Gene Ontology annotation, biological process: regulation of gene expression. The record is from RefSeq and is a predicted model, not a curated record. The transcript is spliced from 2 exons. The coding region runs from base 134 to 748 and encodes 204 amino acids.